GGUGGAGCAGCGCGGCUGCGCGGGCGUCGGGGGCGGGGCCCGCAGCUACAAGAGACGGGGCGGUGCUCUGUCUGCCCCGCUCGCUCUCUAGGGUGGAUUUGCUUCUCAUCCCUAGGCGUCUCCUGUGAAAAGGGAUUAUUUGGCAUUUACAGCUGAGUUGCCGCUGAUUUCUCUGAUACAGAGCCCAGAGGAUAAAGCUGCGUUAUUUAUAUUAUUAUUAUUAUUAUUAUUAUUGUCACAACGGAAGUUGGAAACAAAAUGGAAGAGGCAGAAAAGCACAUACCGCACAAUAGUGUGGUUGGUGGUAAUUUUGAAGACAUUUGUCCAGAGAAGGUAAUUAGGUUUAAACCGCCAUUAUACAAACAACGGUACCAGUUUGUUAAAGAUUUAGUGGAUCGCCAUGAACCCAAGAAGGUUGCAGACCUGGGAUGUGGUGAUACCAAGCUCCUAAAGCUGCUAAAAAUCUACCCAUGCAUUCAACUGCUUGUUGGGGUAGAUAUCAAUGAAGAAAAAUUACAUUCAAAUGGGCAUCACUUGUCUCCCUGUUUGGGGGAGUUUGUAAAACCCCGAGAUCUAGAUUUGACUGUCACCUUGUAUCAUGGCUCUGUUGUGGAGAGAGACUCUCGCUUGCUUGGAUUCGAUUUGAUAACAUGCAUUGAAUUAAUAGAACAUUUGAAUUCAGAUGAUCUGGCCAGAUUUCCUGAAGUGGUUUUUGGAUACCUGUCACCAUCCAUGGUUGUCAUCAGCACACCAAACGCUGAGUUCAACCCCCUGUUCCCCACAGUGACCCUGAGGGAUGCAGAUCAUAAAUUUGAGUGGAGCAGAAUGGAGUUUCAGACCUGGGCUUUACGAGUGGCAAACUGCUACAAUUACUGUGUGGAGUUUACUGGGGUAGGGACACCACCAGCUGGAUCUGAGCAUGUUGGAUAUUGUACCCAGAUAGGUGUCUUUAGGAAAAACAGUGGGAAGCUAGCUGAAUCCUGUGUCUCACAGCAGCAUGACCAGCAUGUGUACAAAGCGGUUUAUACAACCUCCUACCCGAGUUUACAGCAGGAAAAGGUGCUCAAGUUUGUACUGGUUGGGGAACUCCUGAUACAGGUGGAGCGCUUGAGGCUGAGAUACCAGAGAAUGCUGAGGGAGCAGGAGAAGGAGGACCCUAAGCCAGGGGACGAGGACUUCUCCCCAGAGCCCCACCUACUGCUGGGAGAAUUUUUCACGGAAGCCGAAAAGGCCAGGAUAGAAAAUUCUCCCCGACCUUUCUGUGAAGGAGAGAAGUUUUGCAUACCCCUGCGGCGAUUGCUCGCUUAUCCCAAGCUGCACCGCUUGAGCAUUGACGAAGAGAGGAUGCGGUCCCUCAUUGCUGACUCGGUCUGCUUGAGCAGAGACGGCUCUGCAGUGGUCGUUGACCUGCAUAAUUCUUGGGAUUAUCGGUCUGAAGAUAAUUGAGCCAUCCGAAUUUCCCCGAAGCUCAGAGUCUCGCUGAUACUUAAGUUGGCUUAGAAUUCAAACUGUUUUUGUUUUUGUGGUGCUGGGAAUUGAGCGAAGGGCCUUGUGCAUGGUAAGCAAGCACUCUGCCGCUCAGCUAUUCCCUUAGCCCUAUGACUUAAACUUUGUACCGUCCUAAUUCAAGUAAUAUUUUGCAAGUUUUUUAACACAAAUCGGGUCCUGAACUCAUUGACAGAUCUGCCUGACAUAGACUGCUCUUUGCCUAAGAAAGGGCUUAACUAAAAGUUGUUGCUUUCCUUUAAAAUUGGAUUUUUCUUUUUUCUUUUCUUUCUUUUUUAAAUUGGAUGUUUCCAAGAAUGAAGAAAUUGGAUGUGGUAAUGUUUUUAAUUUUGUCCUCACCCAUAUUUUGGUGUUAGAGCCGUAUGUUGAAUGUGACAUUAAAACAUUUCAAUGUAAUCAAAGCCACUUGAGAACCUUUCCCAGGGCUGAGCAUAGGGGCCCUUUACCUAUAAUCUGAGCACCUGGAUGAUGACACAGGAGGAUCAUGGGUUUGAGUCCAGCCUGGGCUACAUGGUGAGACUCUAUAUCUCAAAAACAAAAACCAAUUCCUCUGCCCAACUUUUCCCAGGGGUGAUGUAGUUUUAAAAUCUAGGAUUAUCCUUUUACUUUGCAUAAAACAUUAUAUGAAAAAGGAACAUGGUUAUUUUUUGAAGGGUAUAGAAGUCUCCCUUGGUAAUGAAGGGUAUAGAAGUCUUCCUUGGUAAUCCCUGUCCACACAGUGUGUGUCUAGGUAUGUCUGUGGUGGUAGAGGUUGAACCCCAGGGCUUUGCACAUUUUAGGCAUGUGCUCUACCAUUGAGCAGCACCCCCACCCACAUGUGAAUACCCUUCCAGAACUUUCUGCCUGGAGUCGGGGUGGUAGUAGCUAUAGGAGAGAGAAAUGUGGCUUUGUCCGAUGAAAGAGAAAAGGGGCCCCAAGGGGAAAUUCUUGUGUGAGGCAUGGGAGUCCCGAGGUAAGUCAGCCAGGCAUGGCUGCUCCACAGUUAACGUUAGAGCCCCUGGUGUCCAUCUUGAUAACUGUGGCAGAGACGGUGGAUUAACCUGGGGUUUCCUCUUGCAUAGCCUACACUACCAGAAAGGAAGAGAGGUGGAGCUCAUUAGCUGCCCCGUGUGCUUUGGUGCUUGUUGCUAGGCAACACCACCGCCGCCACUUCCUGUGUGACAGUGAGGGAAGUUGAGAAGUGUAGUUCAUAUUCUAAGAAGCCACACACCUACUCAGACAUCUGCUAAGGAACCCGAAGAAAAUGGACAUGUCCACCGCCUGUGCCACCCGGUAUAGCCUGAACUCCCUGAGGCUGUUCGGAGGCUGUGGAGUCGGUCCCUGGGUAAGAGCUCUGUGGACACUUAUCCUUAAGCUGAAUCUUCCAGGGUUGUUAAUCAGUGGAUUUGGUGAGAAGGUUUUCAUAGAGAAGAAUCUUCAUCACAUAGGCACUGCUAACCAGCUGUCCUCUGAAUCUCAUAGAAUAAUCCAUCAGAUUGCCACGUGCCCCCAGGUGCUCAAAGGUGUACAUGACCUAGACAGAGAUUUACAUUCCUUUCCACACCCAAAUGCCCCGUCUUCGCCUUUCUAUGUCUGUGCUCAAGGUUUGCCUUAGAGCUCCCUGCUCAUCAUGGCUCUUUGCUGAAGUCACGUUUUCUAGCCGAGGUAAAGAAGCCCUUGAUCAUAUCUUCCUCCCAAGUUAGUCCCUCAGCUCUCUUGAAGCCUGAUGUCUUGAUCCCUUACCCACAAACCCUUUGUGUGCUUACAACUACCAUGGGGAUGAGAACAGCUCUUUCUUGUCUAUCCACAUUUCCUGCACCUACCUCUCGCUCUUCCCCAGAGCUGCAGACAUGCUAGGCAAGCGCUUUACCACCAAGCCACACUUCCAGCCCUUGGCUUGUACGUACAUCCUUAGUUUGUGUUCACGUCUCAGGUUUGACAAACGCCUUUCUUUGCACAGUGACAGGUUUAUUCUGAAGCCCUCUUCUCUCUCCUUUGCUGCUGGGAAUGUAUCGCAGGGCUCCGUGUGCGCUCUGCAGGUGCU
Molecule: messenger RNA, 3529 nt
Organism: Peromyscus californicus insignis
Lineage: Eukaryota; Metazoa; Chordata; Mammalia; Rodentia; Cricetidae
Gene: Henmt1
Product: HEN methyltransferase 1
Exons: 8
Coding region: 259-1446 (395 amino acids)
Biological process (GO): RNA methylation; piRNA processing; siRNA processing
Cellular component (GO): cytoplasm; nucleus
Molecular function (GO): RNA methyltransferase activity; O-methyltransferase activity
Source: RefSeq, a predicted model, not a curated record